Molecule: messenger RNA, 1603 nt
Organism: Fukomys damarensis (Damara mole-rat)
Lineage: Eukaryota; Metazoa; Chordata; Mammalia; Rodentia; Bathyergidae
Gene: Stx2
Product: syntaxin 2
Exons: 9
Coding region: 55-834 (259 amino acids)
Biological process (GO): intracellular protein transport; synaptic vesicle fusion to presynaptic active zone membrane; exocytosis
Cellular component (GO): synaptic vesicle; plasma membrane; endomembrane system
Molecular function (GO): SNAP receptor activity; SNARE binding
Source: RefSeq, a predicted model, not a curated record
UGUAGGAAGAAUGACGAAGAGGACACGGCGGUGGUUGUGGAAAAGGACCACUUUAUGGAUGAACUCUUCCAUCAGGUGGAGGAGAUCAGAAACAGCACAGCUAAGAUCACGCAGUACGUUGAGGAUGUGAAGAAGAACCAUAGCAUCAUUCUGUCUGCACCCAACCCGGAAGGAAAAAUCAAAGAAGAGCUUGAAGACCUGAACAAAGAAAUCAAGAAAACUGCUAACAAAAUUCGGGCCAAGUUAAAGUCCAUCGAGCAAAGCUUUGAUCAGGAUGAGAGCGGGAGCCGGACCUCCGUGGACCUUCGCAUCCGCAGAACCCAGCAUUCUGUGCUGUCCCGGAAGUUUGUGGAGGUCAUGACGGAGUACAAUGAAGCCCAGACUCUGUUUCGGGAGCGGAGCAAAGGACGCAUCCAGCGCCAGCUUGAGAUCACCGGAAGGACCACCACGGACGCAGAGCUGGAGGAGAUGCUGGAGAGCGGGAAGCCGUCCAUCUUCACUUCGGACAUCAUCUCAGACUCACACAUCACCAGACAAGCGCUCAAUGAGAUCGAGGCUCGCCACAAGGACAUCAUGAAGCUGGAGACCAGCAUCCGUGAGCUGCAUGAGAUGUUUGUGGACAUGGCCAUGUUCGUGGAGACGCAGGGUGAAAUGAUCAAUAACAUAGAGAAGAACGUCAUAAACGCCACAGACUAUGUGGAGCACGCCAAGGAGGAGACGAAGAAGGCCAUCCGGUACCAGAGCAAAGCCAGGAGGAAAAUGAUGUUCAUUAUUAUUUGUGUAAUUAUUUUGCUUGUGAUCCUUGGAGUAAUCCUCACAGCAACGUUGUCAUAGCAACCACAUCCCAGAGCUCAUCAUGGAGUCGAAGACCACGCCCUUCUCAGGCCACGCCCCUGAGCACCUUCCGGGUCCUGCGCCAACUUCGGAUGGAAACCAGGAGCUAGCUUCCAGGCUGGGGGAGCCUGGUGGGUGUCUGGGGUGUGGACUUGGGCCCCAUGUGCCGAAUCCGCGAUGGCCUGAGCCCGGGAGCCCCGCAGAGGCCCGCAGCUGCCUGGGCAUCAGGAAGCACUGACGAUUUCAGUUGGUGAAGCUGCCCAGUGUUAAAACCUGCAGGUGUAAUAGGGUGCGGCUGUGAGGCUGUGAGACCCUGCGCGGUCGAGCCGCAGCUGACGCCUGCUAAUCAAGAGACUUGUAUCACGUGUCAUCUGUGUGUGUCUGGCUUGCGGAAAUAAUUUUUAUUCCAACACAGCUGUUUUGUACAAUAUCUGUAAUUUUAAAUGUGUAUAAAUUAAUUGUGUAAUGUACUGACAUAUUCGCUCCAUUCGGUAUGGGAAGAGCUGGCUCGUGCAGGAGCGAGGCUGCGCCCCCGUGUGGGCUUCUCCAGAGCUGGCUGCUCACAGUUCACCGCCUGGGGGCCUCGGGGCUCUGCGCCCUCCCCCUGCCUGCUGUGGAUGCUGACCGAACAAGGCCCGCCUGCUCCGGUGAAGUCCUCAUUUCGUCCUUUUUCCUUACCCCUGAUAAUAAAUAACUAGUUACUGCGCCGCAAAGAUGAUGGUUUCUUCCUCGCUCAUUAAAAAUAAGGGUUGUGGCUGGGCGUGGCGGC